Peronospora belbahrii is the source of this 1110-nucleotide messenger RNA. The record is from the annotation of a GenBank genome assembly. Lineage: Eukaryota; Oomycota; Peronosporomycetes; Peronosporales; Peronosporaceae.
AUGGGAGUCCGUGGUCUUACUCGCUAUUGUCGACAGAAUGAAGCACAGACGUCUGUCGAAGUGAUUGAUCUCCAUAAUGUGACACUAGCUGUAGAUUUUGUAGGUUUUCUCUACUAUUUAUGCGAUAAGUUGUUUCACGAGAGUCAUGCGUCGCCCUCGUGGCUUUUACUUGGUGGCUGUACAUUGCGACUUGAGAGAUACAUGGACACGUGGCUAAGAAACUUACAAAAGAGUCAUAUUCAUCUUGUAUUUAUCACGGAUCCACCGCAGAGUUUUGGAGGUGAGAGUCACCGUAAAGGCCUUUGUCUAGAGGACCGUGCACUCCAGAAAGCUCAAUUGAUUAAGCACUUGGCUACUAGUUUUAAUUUAAUAAAUAGUACUAGUAGUAGCAGUACUAGUAGUCAUAAUAGUAAUACUACGACAAGUAGUCAUACUACAGCUAGUACUACAUUGGGCAAGACGUUACUACAGACAAAUGGUCGAUUUCCAUUUGCUCGCGAGAAAUUACGUGGUGUAUUAAAGAAACAUGGUAUUAUGAUUACUACAGCAAGUCGAGAAGCUGAUGAAGAACUGGGUGCUUUAGUCCGGACAGGUGAAGCAUUUGCAGUCUUAGGAGAAGACUCUGAUUUUCUGGUCAUGAAAGGAGUCAAGUACAUUCCAUUUGAUAAAUUGAUAUUUUAUCAUGAGGAACAACACUGUGACGAGAUGAAAUUACGUGCAAGGGUGUUCUCGUCGGAAUUAGUAGCACAAACACUUGGACUACAAGUGGAGCAACUUGUGGACGUGGCGUUGCUCUGUGGCAAUGAUUUUACACCACUGCUAGACGAUGAGUACGGAAUGGCGGCAAUGCUGGGGUUUCCUGUGCAACGACAAAGGCCAUCCAGCUCGCUAUCUCCUACAGAGGCAGCAAGAUGGGUGAGAGAGCAUUUGUCGACAUUGGAGAACCCUUUUUUGAGUCAGAUUGAAGCAGAAAAGAAAGGUUUUUUGCGAGCACUGUUUGAAAUCUAUCGGUUUUAUGGACACACGGAAGUGUUUUUGAAAAAAGUUUCCAAUGGAGAUCAAAGCGAUUGUACCGGACUUGAAAAUGAAACAAUACAAGAUGUUGAUUGA